Funneliformis geosporum is the source of this 683-nucleotide messenger RNA. Lineage: Eukaryota; Fungi; Glomeromycota; Glomeromycetes; Glomerales; Glomeraceae. The record is from the annotation of a GenBank genome assembly.
GGCUUACUAAAGAACAAGUAGAAGUUCACAUUCCUAUUCAACCUACUGGAAAGCGUGAAGAAGCUCAACAUGGGAUUACUUUGAGUAAAUUGAGAAAGAUAGGUGCAGAUCAUGCUAGCAGGAUCCAUGGAAUAGAAAAUUAUGGCGUAAUGAAUGACUCACCUUCUUGCAAUUGUUUGAAAGCAUCCCAGAAGAACCAGAGUAAGUACAAAAGUCUUAAUGAUAGGAAAGUGACUGAUAAAGGUCUAUGUGCAAUUGCACGGUCAUAUCAUAAACUAGAAUAUCUAAAUAUUUCUUAUCACACAAAGAUUAUUGGGAUAUCGAUUUGUGAUAUUAUCCAUUCUUGCCCAAGGCUUCAACAUUUUGAAUUUAGCUAUUGCAAAUUUACUAAUGAGAUUAUCAAAGAAAUUGCUAAUUCGUGUCUUAAUUUAAAGUAUCUCAAAUUGGAAGGGUGUGAUAAUGUUAGCAAAGAAGCCAUAAGUCAGCUCAUUUCACCUAAUCCAAAUAUUCAUGUUGAGAAUUUUGUGUGUACUAUAACACCAGCCUCCUUUGGUGCAUAUCCCAGAAUGUAUCAUCUGACGAGAAAACUGAAAAUUACAGUUGAUACACUAAGUGAUAUUAAGACCAUACAUGAAUAUGUUAAUGAUAAACUGAGAAGAAUGGGAAGGUGUAAUUUGAUCUGA